Messenger RNA from Symsagittifera roscoffensis, 16487 nucleotides. Its product is annotated as bridge-like lipid transfer protein family member 1. Gene Ontology annotation, biological process: synaptic vesicle endocytosis. The transcript has 41 exons. The coding region runs from base 160 to 15768 and encodes 5202 amino acids. The record is from RefSeq and is a predicted model, not a curated record. Lineage: Eukaryota; Metazoa; Xenacoelomorpha; Acoela; Convolutidae.
GUUGUGAUAAACUUAUUAAAUAGAUCUUGAGUAUAUUUUCGGGCGAGGCGAGCAGCUGAAUUGUACUCAGCUAACAAUGCUUCCCUGGUAUAGACAGUCUUGAAAGCGAAAUAUUAGAUAGACACGAACGUUUAUGCAGAAAUUACAGCUGAAUAGAAAAUGACAACUUUGCUUCUAAACACAUCAACGGCGGCUCCUCUAGAAACCCCAGACACUUCAUUGGCGAUCCGGGGUUCUAGUUCCGGCGAAGGCCAGUUAAAUGAGCAAAGCUACCUACAACUGGUGAUUGUCAAUGCAGUUUUGGGCAUCUGGUUGAUUUAUGCAUUGUAUUUCAACUCGCGUGUGUUUGGAUUCAUAAUUAGUGCAAUAAUAUCUCGGACUACCAAGAUGGAUUUUGACCUGGGGUCUUUUUCGCUCUCGGUGCUGUCGGGAAAAAUCAUGUUCAGGGGUCUCUACCUUGCAACCACGGACUUCUCCAUCUCAAUCUACGAUGGUAUCAUCACCUUCCGGUGGUGGAAGAUGUUCGACCUGGAAUACUACCAGGAGAAAGCACCUAGACUAGUGAUGGAUCUGACCACAGUUGACAUACAUGUUUACAACAGGGUGCAGUUCUACGAAGAGCUGGCGCAGAGUUUCACCAAUACGAAGGCGAAACAGAUAAGUGUCAUCAUGGACAAACGGAGACAGCAGCCAGUUGAGUCCAGCGUUACAUCAGACAGACGAGGCCUGAAAAAUCCAGCUCACGGUCCAUCUGUCUCUGGUAAGGCACCUCCGCAGUCUCAUUCGAGUUCCAGGCAGAGAAGACGAAACACUGGUGCCCCUUCUUCUAGAAGCAGUGGAUCUGAUGGCGGAGGAUACCACAAGAUUGAAAGUCACCUGGGAGAGAUGGUUACUUCGGGAUCAGUUGUGGACGAUAAGGGAUCGAUGGCUAGUAAAACAGUGGGAACCGCUUUGGACGUAGAACGAGGCAGCCAUGGCCCUGAAUCUGGUUCGAAUACUGCCAGUGUGAAAGAUGCCCCAGAGCCAGCAGCAGUGCGAGUGUGGAAUGCGUUUAAAGAUCUCCUGGCUAUCAUUCAAGUCAAAGCAUGUCCGGUCAGAAUUAUAUUCGGAAACGAGCAUCUGGACUUCUCUCUUGUAGUAUUCAGCAAAGACUGUGAUAUCAGAUACGCUUCUCAAACAGUGAGUCAUGACUCGUCCAACACCGGUGCAGGCGGUUCACCCCAACACUCGACUGCCAAUGGAAUUGAAGAUUCGAAUAUUCUUGUCGCUUCGAGUCACAAAGUGCAAAUCACCAUGCGAAAUGAGACAAAGUUGUCGAUGGUCCCAAAACAGAGCUUAUACGAGCCGGAAGCGAAUAAAGCGACUGCUCCGAACACGAUUGGAAACUUCAAAACGUACUUGAACCCUGAAAAGCCUCCUGAAACCUGUAUCCUAGUGCAAUCCAAUGAAAGGGUUGAAAUAGGAAUGAAAUGGGACAUGCCAUACCGGAUGCCUCUUUCGGCAAACACGAGCUUCAGCGAGUUGCAGGAAGCAGACACGAAUAGCAAUCCGCUCCCGAUUCCACUACGGACAGUAGACAUCUCUUUUACAGGACACUCGAGACUGAGCUACUCGCCGUAUAUAGACAAGAAAAGAGCCCAGUUGCAGAAGUAUUUCUUUCCAAUGACGUAUGACCUGAAGAUUCCCACUACCGAACCUCAGCCUGGUGGUCUUAGGAGCCCAUUGGAAUUGAGUGUUUGUGUGAAGUUUGCAGAUAGCUUAGUGGACUUCAAGUUCAAUGACAAGGAAGCAACACAAACUGCAGAUAUGCAAGUUUUCAAAAUGAAGACGGAUGCGAUGUUUGUCAAGUACAAGAUGCCCCUGACCAUAGGUCCAACAGGAUAUAAAAACACCUGUCACAUACAGCUGAAACAAUGUCGAAUUAAUUCGAACAUUUCUGAGUUCCCCUCCUUUAUUCGAGGCGAUACAAUUGAAGUUCGCUUGGAAGCCGACAUUCCUUUAUUUUGGAACUACCCGCAGCAUUGGAGAUUCGAUAUCUCCGGGCGUCGAAUUUCCGUUUUCUAUCUUUCAAUUCUGAAACAAUCUUUAGCUAGUAUAAUCAACGAUUUCGGCUCUAAAGACAAACCAGAUCUUCUCAAAUUCAUUCCAGUACGGUAUAAAUGUAACGUGGAUUUCGAAAAAGUUGAAGCUGUGUUUCCUGUUCAUCAGUCAAAUUGGGUCACAAAUGCCCGAUCGCAUAGCAAAAACAAGAAAUCGCAUGGAAAUAAGGAGAACCAAGCUGGUCCAGAUAUAAACGAAGAUCUUCUCAAUUCAAAUGCAUUCAAGUUCAUAAAUGCGCAGAAAAUAACAGGAACUAUGGACUUCAAUUUCUUAGAUUUUCUCCCUGCAUUGUUGAAUAACAAGUUCAGUUUUGAAGCUUCGAAUCUGGACGUUGCGUUACAUCUUCCCGACAGUUUUCCAUCGAAGCAUAUUUUGAGAAGCCUCGCGAUGUCAAUGAAGGAGCUAACUGGUUUCGAUUCCCGAUUCAAGACAGCAGGAUUUGGAGCAGGAAUCGAUGCAGAAUUGAGUUCUGGAGAUGGCGCCGGAGGGUUGCUUUCGUCUUCUGCAAACAAUCGGAUGUUUGAACGGUUUUACACUUUUCCGUCUUCCGAUGCGAUUGAGUUCAUCCAGUGUGGACACUUAUCAGUGGCAAUUGACCAUCGUUACCAUCCUGUGUAUUACACUGAGAACGGGAACGUCAGCGGGUAUAAUUUGUCCUUGCCAAAACGGACCCCCAAGUUCAAUACAAGAAAGCUGAAAACUUUCGACCAGACUUCAGUCAGUUCGAACCCACUUGAUCCUCUUGCUGCAAAUCAGCCCAGGUUUAUGUCCCAGAUAGAACCAGAUGUACUGGAGAUUUGUGUGACCUUUGACCAACUCGUCGGAAUUGGAUAUGGAGUGGCUCUGAAACAUUUGCAUGCUUUCAUUAUGAAUAUUUUCGCAGAUGUUCCCCUGAAACAGUUUGAAAGGAAAUCAAAUGACAAGCAAGGAAAUCACAAGAAGAGAGGAAACAAUUCCAGUCCAAAUAACAACGCAGUUGUUGGUAAUCAGCAAACUGGAGUGGCCAUGGAUGAUUCGCAACAGUGCGCUCAAACCAAACAUGGAAACGAUCAAAAUCUCAAAUUCUAUGCUUCAAACCGACCUAUGAACGUAUCUGUAUCUAUACCCAUUACCAAUGUAUGCGUCUAUAUUCCCGAAUAUUUGCGAAUUAACGAAGCAUGCCCUGUUAUUCGAACAGAUUUGAUACUUCUGGAAAUUUCUAGCUCUUUCAAAGAGUUCAGAUUCCAACUUAUAGCGGCUCCCAUUACUGUAGUUCUUCCCAAAAGUGAAACCAACUUUGAGACCAUGCCUCAGUCCAUCAACGACGGAACCCAAGGGUACCGAAAAACAAGCUCUCGGACUCCGACAAGAGGUCAAAGGAACGGUUUGCGUCUUCAAGAAAGCGUGAAAUGUAAUUCAGAGAGGAAUCGAAUAACGUUGGCAGGACUGCAGUUACGUCUGCAAGGGUUCUCGAAUGUCCUGGAGACAAAAGACAAAAGUGUUUCAAUUGAGUACGCAUGGCUGACAGAAGUUAAAUUGUUACCAUUGAGAGGGAAAGUUACAAUCUCACAGUUGCUGGAUUUAGCAAAUGUAGUGCAAGGCAUGGUUUUUCUGAUGACGGACCCAUCGUGUCAGCUUCAAACCGGACCUCUCGAGAUGGGGUACUGCAUGCACUGUCAAAAAAGAAAUGAUUGCACGCAUAAGCAAACCUCGGAAAAUGCCGCAAACACGCCCAAAGAUUUGCAGAUUACUUCAAAACAGGGGCCCAGUGUGACCAUAAACAUACCGGAUAAGGUUGAUUCGGGUGCAACCAAAGAGGACAACUUGUGUGUGAGCAGUGAAGACCUGAAAUAUCGUAUGGUCAGGAUCCACGUGGACAGUAUUGACUUCAACAUUCUGGAGCCGGACUUGAUAUCAAAUAUCAACAUAUAUCCAGUUAAAGUCUGCUGGUGCAAUCUCCACACUCCCGACUCAGCCCUUGGAGGUACUUUACACGUUGAGAGGGUCUCAGUUCGCCACUUUGUCACCAGCUGCGGUCUCAGGUUCCCAUCAGGUCAAAAAACGUGGGUAGAAUCAGGAGGCAUCAAGUUUGGCCCCGUUUUCACUGACGUAUCAAAAGCAGUAACUAAUUCGCAGAAAACAAGACAGCAAGGAGAGUUUUUGACCAAAGUUGACCAAAGCAGAAAGCUGUUUUUUCUUCAAAGCCGAUCUGGCGAUUCCAAUGUCUACAGGAAGUUUCCGAUUGGGAAAUGCGGAUGCCGGGGUAACUGUGCGUUCUUCGGGACGACGCUACUAGAGACUGUGUAUUACGAAGCACUGAGUAUUUAUGACAUGAGAGAAAAGGCGCCAAACAUAGCGGAUGAUUUUACAGGCGAAAUCGGAGGAACCGUUGGCGUUCCCCUGCAUCAUAAGAACAGAAAGUACCGCUUCCCAGUGUUUCAAGCAGCAGAUCACCCUUUUGCCCUUUUAAAACAUGAAGGCGUAGUCAACCGAGUGACUGCCUCUUCCAAAGAGAACUUCAGAUCGUGCAGUCCCAGCAUCGACUUCGAAGCCGAAAAGACUUUAACCGAAUUGAACAAAUCAGAAUUAUCUUCAAGUAUUUCAACCACAGUAACAGGCAGUCCUCAAUCUGUGAUUCGGCAUAAAACACCAUCGGCCAGUUCGAUUUCUUCUGAUCACCAACAGUCAUUCACAUUUGUAGAACAACAUUAUUACGAUAGCAAUUUUGCUCAUAGCAGCUUGCCUGCUCAGAUUGGUAAAAUUUCUACUCCUACUUUUUCAAGUGAGGCCAAUGUAUAUAACACAGUGCCUAAGACUGAAUCGGGUUCCACGCGAGCAAGCAGUUCAAGUUCAAAGAAGAUAGGUCAAUCUCCCCCAAAUGCGGUGAGUUCCAGUCUGGAUUCGAACGCACCCGGAGCCCAAUCGCAGAAAGCAAGCACUUCAACAAACAGUUCAAAGAGUGCCCUUUCGCAUCAAAAAAGACGCACUUCAGCAGGCAAUGUGGAACUGUCAAAGCGGUCUUCAUACAAUUCAGAUCCAAGUGAGAAGCAGACAUCCGAUGGACUGUUCAAAAUAAACGACGAGAGAGACGAUGAUCAGUCGUCUCUGACCGAGUCUUUCAAGUCUGCGCUCAGCGACAUCACGGGCGAAGGAAUUUCUGGAAAUUGGCAACAAGUUGACGUAACCGCUGCAGACAAACGAGAUCACUUCCCUUCUGAGAGGCUAGCUGAUACGCAGGCGACAUAUGGAAUAGGUUCAACUGUUCAGAAUACAUUGGUUGGUCACCUGGAUCCUCUGGACAUUGGCGGAGGUUUGAUUGGUGGGCAAAAUGAGUUCACCAGGAGUACAGCAUCUGCUACUUCGGAAUCAAGUGCGAAUCACAAUGAAAACGAAAAGUUGCUAGCGUACUACCAGUUCUUACUGCCUCAAGUAGAGAUGGAUUUUAAGGAAGCGGAGGACGAAAUUGACAACAGUUUUCUAGUCUCAAGUCCUUUCUCCCCUUUGGCUGAAACUGUUGUUCACGUUGACUCUGAUGGACAUAUCAAGAGUCGCAUAGUUGAACCUGGCUUGGACAUGAACAUGAUCAACCCGCGAGACCCCUUAGACUAUAAAAUUUCUGCUUCGAACCAAAAUCAGCCGGGUAUGUUUUUUAAUACAACACGACAGUCCACACAGAGCACUACAGGAGGUUUGGGCAAGCAUCCUGGUCAGCGAGUCUCAACUGUUGUAAGGUCAAGUUCUCAAAGGAGAACAGCGCCGUGCUAUACGACGAAACCAGGAGAAGAGCAUACAGAAGUGAUGGUCAAUUUCGAGGAACCCAUUUGUGCACUGUUCUCGCCUUUGAUGAUUGGAGCCGUUUGUAGGUACCUGGAUUGUUGCUCCUCUUACAUCAAAUCCAGUCAUCCUGGAAACGUUCUGUUCCAAAUUCACCAGUCAAGUGUAUCUGCGGCUGUUAAACAUCUGUCAUCUGAGGACCUUGACGAUAUGAUUUUAGAAGUUGAGAAAACCCAUAAUAGAAAGCCUUCACGAGGAACCAAACUGAAUUCUGCUGAAGGCUUAGGAAACAAAGCUGGGAUUGUUACUGGCGGAAUGGAUAUUGACGCAACAGAUGGCAGUCCGGAUACGUUGGUGGAACCAGUUCCGGAUCCUAUUGCACAUUCUUUCACGUUUUCCUUGAAUAUAUCAGAGAUAAAUUUCAACGUGCUACAGGCUUUAGUGGAUGAUACAGUUCUCCCAAAUGCGUCCCAGAUAUCUGGAGCAUCUCUGCUUUCUAUGCGUCUGAUCAAUUUCGAUGCAAAUUUCCUUUCCAAGAAAGAGCAAGUCUUGUCACCGGAAGGCAACAUUGCAGACAACGUCGAAAUAAGCGUGAAGAGCUCCCUCAGUCAGGUCGAAGCGCAAAUGCAACAGUUGAAGUCGGCCGAACUGACUGGCAAAGACGAAUAUAUUACAAAUAUAGCCCAAGACAUGUCUCAAUGUUCAUUUGCAGUCGUAAAUCCGAAAUCAAACACAAACCCAGGCUGGAUCAUGACAGAAGGAGGGUUCAACUCUAUUAAUCUGAGCGGGGUCAAACUUGUUGGGUACCAUGACCCAGCGAAGCGAAAGUCAAAGAGGUCAAAUUCCGUUUCAGAAGAGUUCAAUCAGCAAAACCAGUUCCAUGGUUCUGGAUCACAUCAGGGCCCGAUAAAAGACGAACCAACUGUUCUUAAAUAUUCGGAUACAAGCAAAGCGUCAGCUGUAAUUGACCUAAUUUGGUUUAAUGUCGCUUCUCCCGAAAAUCGAAAUGCAGCUUCGACUCACGGAUUAUCGGCAAGAGAUACCCUAGUGAACGAACCCCAGCCACAGCUCACGUUGGACUACAAUUUAUUGACUACUGGAACAUUCACUAUUGCUGCUUGGCUGAAGCAAUUUGACGAGUUAAAAGAUGCAAUAAAAUCAAUGAAUGCAGAAAAUAAAAUGAGAAUCGCUUCGGUUCUGUCGUCCGUUUUGUAUCUGUUCAUCUUCGCUCCAGACAGGCCUGAUUACGACAUCAAAGCUCCAAGUUGUGAUUUUGAGAACCAUUUGACUCCACUGGCGAAGAAACUGAGACAUGAUUUGUCGAUGCGCACUUUAAUGAAGUUGUUUCAAAAAUUACCAUCAGCUGAUGUUGUAGUUUUGGAUUACACUCUUCAGAGAAACUUGUUGCCCCUCGAUACUCUGUACCAUGCGUUGUAUACUUUAUGCGAAAUCAUAGCGAAAAAUAACAGGAAUACGAACUUACCUGGAAAGCAAAACUCAAAGCCAAAAUCAACUACAGCUAACGCAGCGAAUGUAAAUGAGAAAAAUAAAGGUUCAAAAAUAGACUCAACUGGCAAAUCAGGCAGAUCUAGAGGUUCAAUUUUGGUACCACAUGUAGAAGAAACUCGAAUUGAUAUCGACGAUGCAAACGACCUUGAAAGCAGCCAGGGUCAGGACUCUAAAUUGUAUUCACCAACAGGUGCAGAUUUUUCUGUCGGAGGUCAACGACUGCCCGCGAUUGGCGAAAUCGGAGAAGACGUGACAUCACAAGCCGAAGACGAGUCUGAAAACGAAGACACAAUUGAUAACGAAGAAGACCACGCGAUGAUGACUCUCGAAAAUUUUGACAUCGAACGUGAAAAACCUGUGAAAUCAGAAGAAGCUGUGCAAAGGUGGCUGAUGAAUAGCGAGCGAGGAGCUGGCAAUGCAAGAUCGUCAGCCCGGGCACGACUUACAGGAGGAAUUCGGCAGAGCGUGUUACCUGACGGAGUUGAGGUUAACGAAACAAGCCCGAACUUAAGAGCGGAUACAUUCAAGUUCUCAGACACGGUAUCUCCUAACGAAAACCGAAACACGAUGAGUGUUUUGAGCCGACGAAGUUCAGAGGACGUGUCAUUGAAUGCGGCCUCGGACGAGGGCAACGUCGGUGCAAGUCGCCGCGAGUGGAAAAGAGGAGCUCAUGAAGGCCGACAAUCGGAACAGAAGUCAGAAGACAAGGAAGCGUUCAACUCCUUCAAAGCUCUUUUGCACGCUGUCAAAGCUUACAAAGACAACGCGGAGCAAUAUGAAUUCACUAAAAUUUUUGGACGCGAAGUUUUCGUUUGUGGAAAAAUUUUGAGUUUCCGAAUUGACGUUGUCUCGAAAACAGAUAAGUCGGGGCAUGCAUUUAGCAGCAAGAGUUAUCGAAAGCAGAAGAAAAACCAAGAACGUGAUCCAAUUUUCUGCACCCAAAAUUUCGAGGUGAACUUUAGUCUGAAAGAACAGCAGUCGACACUACGGAAAAGCACACUAACCCGCUUGAAGAAUCGAUCUCAAAGGAAUAGCCUGUUUAUUGAUUGUCUCAUUACCUUGGCUAAGACAACUUAUAAAUUAGACUUUUCAGUCGUAAAGUUGAUCAACCAAAUCUACUGUUCUGUGCAAAAAAUUCACGAGGAGCUGGGUUGGAAUCGGGUCUUGAAGGACCACGAGAUAAACACGAAAGCGUUUGGAACGAAACCGAGUUUCGAUAACGGAUCGCAUAACAGAUCUUCGAUUAUCAGUGAAAGAACUGAAGACGAUGAAGGCGAUGAUUGCUGGAUAUUCAUUUACAAGAAAUCUCAAUUAGCCGACGAAAAUGAUGCUCAAUGGUUCCCUGAAGACUUCAACGGGAGAUCGUUUGAUGACGCCAAAGACGACUCUCCCGGACGAAUCGUGACACAUGUCAUUGCAUCGUGGCUCGCAGCUGAGUUCUGCACUGAAAUAGGGGGACUCAUAACCAGAACAUAUUUCGAUACUUUCAAUGUUUCUUAUUGGGGUCGACAAUCCAGGGUAGGGAGGAAGUCGAAGGAGACUGACAGAAAUAUUACCGCUAAUAUGAAACAACUCGACAUAACAGUCACAGAAGCAGAUCAUUGUGGGGCUUCGAUUGCUGCAACCUAUAAUCAGUCGAUUAUGACAUUCAUUGUCAAAAACACAGGGCUGGUCAUUUCUUCAAAAGAAAAGAUGGACAAGCAAAAAAGAAGUUAUAUCUGGUUCAACAUUAGAGAUGUAUCUCUGAACAUACCAUUGCAGCCAUCAGCAUUGAGACAGACAGUUGACAAAACUAGUAAACGAAUCACAGAAUUGAAAUCAAAGUUGGCGCCGAUGCCCCAAACAGGCCAGGCAGCUUCUGGUAUUUCGCCCAAGGAACCCCACGCAUCUCAAAGAUCCGGAUUGAAUUCGUCAGUUGGAGGGUCUCCCGGUGAUCAUCAGGACGGAAUUCGCGCUCACUUCGGAGAUGCAAAUGAAAAUGAAGAGACAACUGAUGUUCCAAUCGAUAACUUGAAAUGUGAUAGUUCUCGCGAGACCCAUUUUAAGGCUCGCCUGGAUCAGUUGGAGAUCAAGACGGCGCUUCUUGUGGACUUCACUGCGGCUUAUCAGAUGACUAACCUGAGAGCAUUCGGAAAGAACUCUAGAAACAUUGGAUUCGAAGUGAUCCUGGACAAUCACUUCCUCCAGUUUCAAAGUGGGGCUGAACCAGCGAAUCUUCGAUUCCCAAAUAUCUCUCUCGAAGGAAUAUAUGUGCCAAUAGUCAAACCCAACAAUACCGGAGGUUUCGUCAAAAUACAGCAGAGUCAUCGAUCUUAUGAGGGUGGCAAUUUUCUCAUCCUAGUUGUCAAUGUCGCUAAACUAGAGGAGCAUUUAAGUUCAGACCUGCUGAACCAUUUCGUUAUUGUCCAGAAAGUAUUCAGGUCUGAGGUUAAAGAGGUCAUCUCUAAGGUUUCCGAAAAUUCGGCGCCAAAUGGCUGGAAUAUAGUGCAAUCUACGGCGGGGAAACCCCCAGAAAGCACGUUGAGAUCGUUUGGAUCCGAGCGGGGGUCAAACCCGCGACCUGCUGAUGAGAUAUUUGGCGAUUCGCCGCCCUUCAUGCUUCAAGCUAAAUUUGUUAUGGAUACUUUGAGGGUAACAGCAACAACACCAACGAAUAACGCUGUUCAGCUAGUUCUAGACGCAAUGGAAUUCGAAGUCUCGAACUUUCCAAAUGGAGACUGCUUCAUGAAACGAAACAAGAAACUUAUGAAGAUGCUAGCCAGAGGCAAAAUGACAGUGGACGCUUCGCUAGGAACUAUAAAGCACUCAUUUGCGAAAUCAACUUAUGACUCUCUUCCCAAUGUUCCAAGUUCUCAUCAAGAUGAUGACGAUGAUAGGAAUUCACUUGAGAAAAAAGCGUUUGUUACUUUCAGUGUAGAUUUUGAGAAUUCAGCCAAAGAUGCAAAUGAUGAGGAAAACUCACAAGCUGUCCAAGUUACGGUUUCCAAGUUCAAACUUUACUUGGAACCAGAAGCUAUUGAACAUACAUUUAAAAUCUACAUCAAUUACAAAAAUGCGUUUGAAUAUUUUACAGCUGAAAGGCAAAAACGAAAUGUAAAUGGCGUCUAUAAUGCAUAUAAUAUCCGAGACGACGCCGUUUUCUCACCUGGACGAGAUGAUCGACAGCAAGGAUCGCCGACUAAGAAGAAGAAGACGUCGAGCGACCAAGGAGUUGAAAAUACCAAUGUGCAAAGCGAGAGUACAGGAGAGCCGCAACAGCGACCGGGAUCGAUAAUCAGCUCAGCUGAAUCGACUUCGUCCAGGCUUUAUUUCCUGUUCGUGAUUCAAGAUUUAGCAGUUUGUGUUCCGUUGGAGGCUGGUGGAAGAUUUGGUCCGUGGAAGGACGACUUGGAACAAGUUCUGAUGCUCACAAUCAAACGUACUUCAGUGUCCACAGUAUCGAACAACAGUCUGUUCUGCGUGGGAACAUUCAAGACAUUCACUCUGGGGUUCAGAGAAGACUUCGACACCAAGUCCAGCAACUGGAUGAUUGACAGAAUCGAAGACUCAUUCGCUCCACCGCAGAAGACGGCCAAGACGUAUACUUAUCCCAGUCAUUUCGCAUCGGCUUCGAGUCAAGUGUCGCCCGCUAAUUAUAUCAUGAACACCUUCUGGGUCCCGGAGGGAUCAGUGGAUGUAGUUUCCAGGACGAAGACACUUGCAUCCCACUCUGCAGGGGCAGUAUGGGAGUUGUCGAUCAGGUGGCAGAUGAAGGGACUGCAUGUGAGAUUCGACACUAAGCUGGGCAAGUGGCUGGUCAUGCUGAAGAACACGCUAACUCGCAUCUCGGAGGACCUGACAGAAGAGGAAAGUGACAAUGAGGACGAGGCAGACUCAGCUGACACGAUGCGCGGGGAUGACAGGAAGAAAUAUCAGGAGCAACAAAUGGUUGUGAUGAAGUUGAAAGGUGAUAAAUCGAAAGUUAAUACGACUAGAAUAGCCGCCGAAGAGUAUACCUUGAAGCACAUGGAGGACAGGCAAGCUAGGCAACAGAUCAAAAACUUGAAAAGGCGGACUUCAAUGGCAGCUAGUGGUGCGCCCGGUGGUGCCAUGGGAACCGCGGGAGUUCAAGACUUGACUCAAAAACAACGCAAAAGCAUGCAGGGGCUGGGACACAGCCUCCCCGGAACGGAUUUGAAGGCUUACUUGCGCAACAGGGCAUCGACUGUUUCUGGACCUGGUAAUCCUCUCGUUCUUACUCCCUUCCCAACAUUCUCAUACGCAGGAAUUGGAUCCCUGGCCCCUAUUGCCGGAUCCCCCACUGGUUCUGUUGGGAACACCGGCCUUGGAUCCCAGACGAACAACGCAGGUUCUCAUACGAGGACGCAAAGUAUGGCACUUGGAGGGUUCAAUCAUGACCUGUCCCCUGUCGGAGGAAGCGAAAUGCCAUACAGUAUGUCACAUCAUACAGUGACUGGUUCUAACCAGACAUUGGAACCACUGAGGGCCUCCAAUUUUCCAGGAAGUGUUCCAAACACCAAUAAAUGGUCUGAUGAUGAGGAAGAAUCCAACUUGCAUCGCAAUACUCCUCUCUACCCACAACAAAACCAAGUCGGACAUCACUUCCCUGCUCGACCAGUAUCCAUCAAUGUAAUCUCCAGUGACUACGUAAAUACUCAUCAUCUGACCACUUCAGAAAACUCACAUUCCGCUCACUCUAGUUCGACUACACGCCCAUCAACGUUGUUCCUAAGGUCGAAUCAGCAUGCAGCCGAAAGUGCUUCAAAGGGAAUUGGGAUGAAGUUUGACCUUGGAAUCAGCAUUUCAUCGGGCGAGUGUGUUUUGCACGCGGACCCGCCAUCGCUUGCUGACUCAAAACUUGCGUCGCCAGUGAAAGGAAGUCGAAGAACGGAACCAAAUGUGUCUCACAUUACGCUUCCUGCAGUCAGUGUCAAGACUUAUUAUUCCGGGGAAACUACGACGAUUGAGGCAGAAGUUGAGGAAAAAGCGAAGGAGGAGAGGACUACCCCUUCGGAAGAAAAGAAGACAGACUCUAUACCAACUGACUUUGGUCGGUCUAGCGCAACAUCUUCCAAUCGAGACAAGCCAUCUCUUCUUGGUACAAGAGGAGUUGCUUAUAAACAAACACACAGCUCACCAGUUGAGACCUUUUCACCUGUAUUUGGCAAUCGGAUGGGCUCUGCUUUGUCCAGUGGUGGAACGACUAGUAGUGAAUAUAUCACUGCGAAAUCAACAACGUCAAUUCCUAGAAUUAACCUGCCGAAAGAGGCGGAGAAGAGUGACCGGGUUUCAGUGUCCGUUGGGGUGAAGAAAGAGGCGACGGGUAGUCUGAGGUCAAAUAGGUCUUUGAACGCAAUGACUCAUAGGCACGGAAGACUUUGUCUUUAUGUGGUCAUACAAAGAUUGGAAGAUCCGCUUAUGCGUUUGUCGCCGUGUUUCCUCGACUACAUUCAGCAAACUCUCAACAACGUUUCUGAAGACGACCCGGACUCAUAUAUGAAUACAUCUCACAUAAGCUCAAGGACUGUUGAAGAGCCUGGAACUCCUCAGAGCGGCACUGGGGUGGAUUCCACGAAAGUAAUCGUCACGUCAGACACAAAGUUCCCCGUGGACGUUGUCAUCGCACUCACGAUUGAGCCAUUUGAAAUUGACAUCGACUGUUACCCACACGAUAAAAUAGCCUGCAUGAUGCUUCUCCCAAAAACAAACGUAGUGUUUUCAUCUGUUCGCGAUAACCUCUCAGCAAUCGAGCCUUCUGGGGGACCCGAAAGUAGUACGGAAUCUAAGCGAAGCACGAGUUCCACUAAAGGCAAAAGCGAAGAACCGAAGAGGAAGGUCUCUACAUGUCACGAUCAAAUGUCACCCAAGUUUUGCUCCCAGACUCAAAUAGGAGAAGCGAAUGGCUGGAUUGUGACUGUUGUCGCAGAUGAUUUCAACGUGUAUGUGUUCCAUCAGUUCAAACUGAACAAUGAUGACCCGAGAAAUAUGGGAGGAGUUGGAGCAUCUUCAUUCGGCUAUAACUUCGGAGACAACUCGAGGAAAGAUGCCUUCUCGCUGUCAGUUAAAUCAGUCAAACUGAAUAUUUGUCGAAACGCUACCCUUCACAUGACUAACACGAGAGAAACGAUUGGAAGUUCCAAGAACAUGGCCAGUGCCACGAGUCAGGGAGCUGCCAGAGACAGCUACCCCAGAUUAGGCCGAACGACAUCAUCGACUAGCAGUAGCCAAAACACUGCCAAUCUGUCAUCCUGUGAGAGAUAUCGAUACAUCAACAUGUCAAUCAUUCUUGACUUCGGCGAAUGUCAGUUCAAGUUUGACAUCCGCAAAUUGCAAGACCUGAGAACUUUCUUGAAGUACUGGUACCGACAGAAGCUCAUAAAACAGGCAUUCAUUGCCCCAGAUCCAGAAAUAGACCCCAGUGACCUCAACCUGAAUGACAUCGAUGACAUCGUGAAUCAGGGAGGAAAUAGAAAUGCAGUCGACAGUGAUGAUGUUGAGUUUGAGGAUGGAACUCGAAUUCUUCGAGAUAGUUCGCAAAACAGAAGAAGCGGGAAUUAUAAUGCUACUGCUUCGCCUGAAUUGCGUCGUCGGAAAAAAGCAUCACCCAAUGACGAAAUCCCGGAUAGACCUUGGAGUCCAAAAACUAGUACCUUGGCCUCGGGAUCCAGAAGCAACACAAAAUGGGAGUCAAACGUCAAUGUAGCAGCGAACUUUUCCUCUUUUGAGGUCAACAUGCAACUAGAUAGUUUCAUGGGAAGCAUCAAAAUUAAGACCGAAAAAUUACUUGGCACCGGGUUGUUGCAUCUAACAAGUGACCGGCAUAAAUUCGCCUCCAGUAAAAUCACCCUCGGAAAAUCAGAACUGACCUCAAUUGCAGCAACGAUAAAUCCCAGUUUCCACCUGCGCAACUGGAGUCUCCAGUUUUCAAUGAAAAGACCUCCUCAGGAGCACCCAGAACACAAGAUUUCCCUGAGUUUGAAUGAGUCUGAGUUCAGGAUGAAUUACAAGAGUAAUCCAAUUCUGAUGGGAUGUUUCAACAUGCUGAAAUUAAAUUUCAGCGAUACCUGGAGAAUCGAGGCUAAGCCAACUUCUCAAAUACCCUGCAAGUUGCUCAUCAAUUCCGACAUCUCUUGGGACAAUGCGCAGAUCCUAAUGGUCCAGAGCACAAUCCCAGAUUUCAUCAUCAUCAAAACCAGAUUCAUUCACUUCUACAACUCGUACUUCAAUACUAAGUCCGUCAAUAGUCCAAUGACUGGAAACAAAGCCAGUGGAUCCAUGACCGGAAGCGUUUAUCAAGGCCUGGGAGCCCUGAGAGUGUCUGAAGAUUCUAUCCAGGGAACGCAGAAAAAAGUGAACUGGCGUAGACACUGGCCUGGAAUCGUGUCAGACAUUGUAUCCGGAAAUUUCCCCUUUCUUCCGUCGAAUCUGUCGUCAAACAAGGUGUUAUUGUCUGGUAAAGUUGAGCUGAAGGGAGAUGAGUUGUCGGUGGUGCUGAUGGAGAAUGAGAUCAGGUCCAGUCGGUGGUUUGUGCUGGCUCUCUACCAGCCACUAGUCUCCUUCUCUACCGAGUGUCAGCAGAUUGUAGAACGAGACCUGGAAAUGUUAAUUGUGGAGCAGAAUCUGAGUGCUCAACUACUACACGACACGCUGUCGAAGGCAGACAGGAAAAGAGACAUGCAGAUGGCAGAGAUCAAACUGUACCACAGGAUCGGAGAUGGAUCAUGUCCCAUUAUGGUCGCAAGUGCAGUCAAGGAGUGGUUCGCACAUACAUUGAAGAACACAACAGCCAACAGCCAAGAAGUUGGCGUUCGAUCAUACUACAAAGUUGAGAGUUCUCUUAUUGGUUCCCUGCCCCGCAUCCAAGCCAGUCUGACAACUGAACAGAAACAGACACUAAUAGAACCACGAGUUGCGGAGUCUACAACAAACAGACGAUCUUCAAAUGUACCGAGUUCGAAGCCCCGAGUGGACUGUCGGUUCUCGACUACAUUCCACCAGCCUAUUCAGAUUGCUGUAGAUCCACAGUACAUCGAGAUAUUCAAGAAGUUGUUCAAGGAGGUGUCCGAGAAAGUGAAGGCGGCAUCGGCAUCUUCGAAGACAGGAGGCGCCACCAAUGUCCCAUUGAAAGUUUCCAAGCUGGACGACCCCAGAGAAUUCGACGUCAUCCACUGGCUAUUUGAUCCAUCCGUCAAUUUUCUGACACGCCACACAAGCAGCACAGACCCACCUGGCAUCAACUGGGUUUGGAAGAAGUUGGGCAUUGAGAACUGCAAACACAGUCUGCCCAAAUUCAGCCAGAGAUACCUCAUGGACCAGCUAGAUGCAGCAGUGGCCAGGGCAGUCCUCUACGACAUCAGAAAGUUGUCCAAGUUACACCACCAGUUGCCGGAUGUAGUCCAGAAGUAGAAGUUAUUCUUUUUAGUCGGUGGUUGCGACUAGACAGAAGAAGUUCAAGAAUUCUCGGAGUGGAUUACUUAGAAGUUCUAAAACAAAACAUAAUGAAGAAAAUAGCGAUGCAAUCUUGAAAGAUUGAGUAAUAGAUAAAUAGAAAAGAUAAACGUUAUUGCUACAAAUAAUAUAGAAAAAUAACUUUAUUCAUGGCACUAUUUGCAUUAAAAACUUUAUUCCUUAAUAGCAACCGCUGCUUGAAUGCAUGUUGAUUUUGAACGUGAUUUAUUUGAAGCAGUUUGAUUUUGUAUUAGAGUAGUUGUCCAAAUAAAUGUCAGUUUCUUAAAUAGUACGAAUUCAAUAACGAAAUUUUUACCUGUAAGUUUAAAAAGGGUGCUUUAAUAGGCAUUGCCUUUCUCGAGCAGGUGGUGCUAUGCAUUUGCGAAUUUCGGCUUGAAAGUUAUAGUUUUUGGCUUGAAGUAGCAAAUAUAAAAGCCAAGACGUCCUGGCCAAGUGCGUACGGUAAAUGGUUCUUCAAGAGGUCCGAGUUUGAUCCCGUAGUCUCUGAGGAUUCAUUUUCAUGAAAGUGAGGUUCUUUCAAGCUUUAUUAUCUGGCAGUUUCUUUUCUUUACAGUUUUUGAGCUCAUUUUUAUUGUUGUUGGCCUGUACUUGCGAAUUGCAACUUCUGGUCUGUUAAUCAACUGUUAAAAAUAUUUUUGUUAAUUAGGAGUCAAUGA